This is a messenger RNA of Dentiscutata erythropus, 759 nucleotides long. The record is from the annotation of a GenBank genome assembly. Lineage: Eukaryota; Fungi; Glomeromycota; Glomeromycetes; Diversisporales; Gigasporaceae.
AUGAAUAAUCAAUAUUGUUCUGCGCAUAAGAUAACACCUUAUAAUCUAGUAUUUGGACAAUUACCUCAUAGUGAAACCAAUAUAGCAGAUAUUUUAAUAAAUGAUAAUUAUUAUCAAGAAGAAUUAUUCAAUACUUCGGCAUCUAAUACUUCAGCAUCCAAUACUUCAGUAUCUAAUACUUUAGCAUCUAAUACUUCAGCAUUUGAUACUUCAGCAUCUAAUACUUUAGCAUCUAAUACUUCAGCAUUUAAUACUUUAGCUAUUUUAGAAACCAAUAAUAUUAAUGAGUUAUAUGAUGAUUUAUCUGAUAUUUUAGAUAUUUAUUAUAAAGAUUUUGAAUCUAGGCUUAGUUUAGAAGGCUCUGAAGAUUAUUAUUUAGAAAAUUUUGAAUUUAGACAUAAUUUAGAAGGUUCUAUUAUAUCUAACAAUUAUUAUUUAGAAGAUUCUACUAUAUCAGAUAAUUAUUAUUCUAAGAAUUUAAAAACUUAUAAAGCUCAAUCUAAAAUUAUUGAAGUAGAUAAUGAUUUGAUAGAAUCAAAUAAUAAUAUAGUGAAUUUACAAGAGAUUAUCAUAAUUAGUGAUUCAGAAAGUCAGUCUUAUACAACUCAAGAAAAACAAAAAUGGCAAGAAUCUAAUGUAGAACUACAAAAAACAACAUCAAAUUCAACUCAUCCUAUAUUUGAACAACACAAUAAAAUUCAAGAUCAAAUAAUUCAAUGUGACCUGAUUGACUCUUUAGCUCAUGACAAGAUCAAUGUU